AGGUCUGUGGAUGCUUUCAUAAUCGUGCCAAAUAGCUCGUGUCUAGACCAAUCGUAAAAUUUAUAAAAUAUCUGAUAUGGAUUUUUUUCGCGCCGGCGCGAACGUCGAACUGGCAAAGCGUGCGUUUUGCACGUCUUGUUACUUGUUAGAGAUUUUUGUACAUUUCGUAAAACCAAUAACGCGCAUAAUACAAUGUUUAGAUACUGGAAAGAUAGAGAUUAAUAAACAGAUACCUUGGAUUUUGGAAGAAUUAUAAAUUAGUUUUGUGAACAUAAAUAAUGUGUUUUCAUGUAUAAUCAGAAAACGAAAAUGGUAGUGUAAUUUCUGUGUAAUAAGUAAGUAGCGGUUGUAGAAAAUUAAUUGCGGGAAACAGAAUGGGAUCCAUCGUUUUAAAAAGCUUAUCCAUUCUCUUGGGGAUCUUCUUCAUAUUUGUUGGAAUAACUAAGCUAUCACCUUUUAUUUCAAAGGAAUUGCAUAAAGAUUUGAGAAAAGAAUAUGUGAGGUACGCAAAAGUUUUUCCAUUCUCGGAAAUGUUGGAUUUUAAAUUACCGUCGAAAUGGUAUCGCAGGACUGUUGGUGGCCUAGAAAUAUUGUUUGGGCUGGCAUUGGCAACUAUACCUAGUCAUAAGAUAAAGAACACAGCAAACAUAGGACUAGUAUUUCUAAUGAUCCUGGCCGCAUAUUCCCACAUCGUGGUCGGUGAUCCAUUCGACCGAUGCGCACCAGCAUUGGUUUUCUUCUUCAUGCUCACCGGAAGGCUUGUAGUCUGGUACCAAACCAGUCGCCGUGAAGAGUUAGAAAAAACUGCCGCAACACAGAAUGGAAAUGGACUCAAGAGGGAGUAAAAGCAGGAGAAGGUCACUUUAGUAGCGGUGUUGUUCAUAGAUAUCAAUAUCAAGAAAUUAAAGUUAAUAGCACAAAUUUUUACACCGUUUAAUGAAUAACCAAUAAAAAAUUAUUUUGCUUAAAGGUUCUGUGAUGAUUACUAGUCAUUUAAAUAAAAUCAGAGCCACAUAAGUUCUUUAAGUUAUUUUAUAUUCUUUGCACAUUAUUCAACCUCGAGCACAUGCGUCUUUUAAUAAGGCAAAUGUCUUAUAAAAGUUUUAAUUAACGCUAUACAUAUAGAAAACGCCAUAGAAUUCAUACCCAAAAGUGAUAUUAAUUUAAGCGAUAUUUAUUAGGUUCAUCUUGUGUGAUUGUGAUUUGUGAGCGUAGAAUGUGUUGUUUAAAGUUUUAUAAUUAAUUUUACUCUUAAUAAUUAUAAACCGGAUUAUAUACAAUAUAUUAAUUUUGUCAAUUUUAUUUUAUAACGGUUGUUAAUUGCCUCUAUUGUUCUAAAUUUUAAACCUGCUGUUAGUGUUUCUUUCAUCCAUUAAUAUACAUAUUUUGUAUAAGUAAUAUUUCAAACUUAUCAUAAUAUAUAGGCUAAUGCCAGUGCGAACAAAAAAAAUACUAACCACCUAUAUUAUAUACAGGGAAUUAAUAUUUUAUUAUUUAUGGUUACGAAUGUAGACAGCCUUUCCAUACGUUUUAUUUAUAUAUAUCUUUUCUAAGCAUAAUUGAAGCCAUAUUACAAUCUGGUUAUGUUGCAUAUAAUCCGGUGUUUACUUACAUUUACAUAGAAUGUAGGUUCACAAACUGCCACUUUACGGUAGGUAUUAAUAUACCUACCGUAGUAGUAGUACUCUGUAUGUAUUUGAAUUAUUAACUAAAAUUUUAUUUAAAUAUCCACGACAUAUUUUUGCUCAAUUGUAAUAUCUAGUAAAUUAAUUGGAAGUUGGAAGACCAAUUGGUAAAACUAAAAGAUUUUUAUUUGCAACAUGUAAUGGCAAUACCUUCUAAAAUACCGCGUACCUAUAGGUAUGUGCUCUCUUUGAUUCAUACCACAAUAACAAAAAGCUUUUAGACCAGCCAGUUGUUUUGUAAGUCGUGUUUGGAAUUACAAUUAAUGAAUAAAUGGUUAUAAAAUAUA
This is a messenger RNA of Pararge aegeria (speckled wood butterfly), 1972 nucleotides long. Its product is annotated as transmembrane protein 35A. NCBI's taxonomy places the organism in Eukaryota, Metazoa, Arthropoda, Insecta, Lepidoptera, Nymphalidae. Gene Ontology annotation, biological process: chaperone-mediated protein complex assembly; positive regulation of protein localization to cell surface. Gene Ontology annotation, cellular component: endoplasmic reticulum. The record is from RefSeq and is a predicted model, not a curated record. The coding region runs from base 375 to 845 and encodes 156 amino acids. The transcript is spliced from 4 exons.